AUGUUAAGAUUAACCAGAAACGCUAAAUUAUCUAUUCCAAUGAGAUCCUUUGCCACUUCAUCUGUCAAUAGCACCAGAAUCGAAUCUGAUGCUUUUGGUGAAAUCGAAGUGCCAAGUGACAAAUACUACGGUGCUCAAACCGCUAGAUCAAAAAUGAAUUUCAAGAUUGGUGGUGAGGCUGCCCGUAUGCCAAUUCCAGUUGUUAGAGCUUUUGGUAUUUUGAAGAGAUCUGCCGCUAGAGUUAAUGAAGAAUUGGGAAGUUUAGACCCAAAAUUAUCUGCCGCUAUUCAAGAAGCUGCCACUGAAGUUGCAGAAGGUAAAUUGGACGAACAUUUCCCAUUGGUUGUCUUCCAAACUGGUUCUGGUACCCAAUCCAACAUGAAUGCUAACGAAGUUAUCUCCAACAGAGCCAUCGAAAUCUUGGGUGGUGAAAUGGGUUCUAAAAAACCAGUUCAUCCAAACGACCACUGUAACAUGUCUCAAUCUUCCAAUGAUACUUUCCCAACUGUCAUGCACAUUGCUGCUGUUACUGAAAUUAACAAUUCUUUGCUCCCAGAAUUGACUGCAUUGCGUGACUCUUUGCAAGCUAAAGCUGAUGAAUUCCAAGAAAUUAUCAAGAUUGGUCGUACCCACUUGCAAGAUGCCACUCCAUUGACUUUGGGUCAAGAAUUCUCCGGUUACGCUCAACAAUUGACUUUCGGUAUUGAAAGAGUUGAAAAGGCUUUGCCAAACUUGUUGUACUUGGCUCAAGGUGGUACUGCUGUCGGUACUGGUUUGAACACCAAAAAAGGUUGGGAUGUCAAAAUUGCUGAAGAAAUUUCCAAAGCUACUGGUUUCCCAUUUAAGACUGCUCCAAACAAGUUCGAAGCUUUGGCUGCCCAUGACGCCAUUGUUGAAGCUUCUGGUGCUCUUAACACCGUUGCUGUCAGUUUGCAUAAAAUUGCCAAUGAUAUCAGAUACUUGGGAUCUGGUCCACGUUGUGGUUACGGUGAAUUGGCUUUGCCAGAAAAUGAACCAGGUAGUUCCAUUAUGCCAGGUAAGGUUAACCCAACUCAAAAUGAAGCUCUUACCAUGGUUGCUGCUCAAGUCUUCGGUAACCACACUGCCAUUACUUUUGCUGGUGCCAACGGUCAAUUUGAAUUAAAUGUUUUCAAACCAGUCCUUAUCAGCAACUUGCUCAGCUCAAUUAGAUUAAUUGCUGACGGUUCUAAGAGUUUCCGUGAACACUGUGUUGACGGAAUUGUUGCCAAUAAAGAAAGAAUCAGUGACUUGAUGAACAAAUCUUUGAUGUUGGUUACUGCCUUGAACUCUAAGAUCGGUUAUGAUGCUGCUUCUAAAGUUGCCAAGAAUGCUCACAAGAAAGGUUUGACCUUAAAGGAAUCUGCUUUGGAAUUGGGUGUCUUGACCUCUGAAGAAUUCGACGAAUGGGUCAAACCAGAAGAAAUGAUUGGUCCAAAAUAA
Molecule: messenger RNA, 1461 nt
Organism: Candida tropicalis MYA-3404
Lineage: Eukaryota; Fungi; Ascomycota; Pichiomycetes; Serinales; Debaryomycetaceae
Gene: FUM12
Product: Fum12p
Exons: 1
Coding region: 1-1461 (486 amino acids)
Biological process (GO): fumarate metabolic process; tricarboxylic acid cycle; malate metabolic process
Cellular component (GO): tricarboxylic acid cycle heteromeric enzyme complex; mitochondrion
Molecular function (GO): fumarate hydratase activity
Source: RefSeq, a predicted model, not a curated record